AUGAGACCACUGUGCCUGCCCCUCCUAGCCCUGGCUGCCUGCUGGGAGCUCGGCCAACCCCUGCGCUGUUUCUCUUGUCACCAUCCAACGGACACCUCCGCAUGCACCACCAUCGUAAACUGCAACCAGAAUGACACCAUGUGCAAGACAACAAUGUACUCCCUGGAGACAGUGUUCCCCUUUCUGGGUGAUGCCACUGUCACCAAGUCCUGCUCCAAGAAGUGCAUCCCCUCAGAUGUGGAUGGCAUUGGGAUCACCCGGCCCGUGUUCUGCUGCAACACGGACCUGUGCAACACAGAUGGGGCGGCCAGCCUGACAGCCAGUACCCUGACCCCGGGAGCAACCACCAUCUUCGCUUGUCUCCUGCUCCAGGCCAGGACUUGACCCUGCCCCACCUUGGC
Molecule: messenger RNA, 401 nt
Organism: Tachyglossus aculeatus (Australian echidna)
Lineage: Eukaryota; Metazoa; Chordata; Mammalia; Monotremata; Tachyglossidae
Product: ly6/PLAUR domain-containing protein 2-like
Exons: 3
Coding region: 1-384 (127 amino acids)
Molecular function (GO): acetylcholine receptor inhibitor activity
Source: RefSeq, a predicted model, not a curated record